UAAAGUUUCUGUCUUUAUUUAUGCACUCUUCUCUUUCUCUUUCUCUUUCAUCUAGUGUAGGUGUUACCUUCUUUUCUUUUCUUUCAUAUAUACUUCCAAUCCCUUCUUUUUCAUCACAAUUUCCAUCCUCUUCUAUAUUCAGGAGGUUGAUAAGCAUAUCCAUGGCUCUACAACAAUCAGAUCAAGAAGUUCCAUUACAAGAACAAGAAGAACAAACAUUUUGUCAACUAAGCAAACAAAACUCAAUACUCUCACUCACCCUUGAUGAGUUCCAAUGCAAGAGUGGAAAGAGUUUUGGUACCCUCAACAUGGAUGAAUUCCUAGCCAGUAUUUGGAGUUCCAAUGAUGAAACCACUCACAAGAAUCAUAGUAAAAGUGUUGUGACAGAACACACAAUUUCACAACAUGGUAACUCAUUCUCUGUCCCUUCUCCAAUUUGCAAGAAAACUGUGGAUGAAGUUUGGUCUGAGAUUCACAAAAGUAACAAACAAUUCAAAGAAGCUAAUAACAUUGGAAGAAAUGAGACACUCAUGAAGCAACAAACACUUGGAGAAAUGACUUUGGAGGAUUUCUUAGUAAAAGCUGGUGUAGUACAAGAAUCAUCAUCAUUCAAAUUCAGAACAACAAUGCCAUUUCAGAACAAUGUUUCAUGUAAUAGACCAUUGAAUCAAAGUUUAUUAAAUGGUUUGAAGCCUUCAAUGGGAAUUGGAUUUUCUACUGAUCAAUGUGUGUCUAGUAAUGGAUUUGCAACUUAUCAAAUAUCUACUGUUGAGAAAUGUCGAACCGUGCCUGAGUCCAGCGGGUGUGGGAAUAGGAAGAGGAUAAUUGAUGGUCCUCCUGAAGUUGUAGCCGAGCGAAGGCAGCGUCGAAUGUUGAAAAAUCGAGAAUCGGCUGCACGUUCUCGAGCAAGAAGACAGGCAUAUACAGUAGAGCUAGAAGCAGAGCUGAAUCUGCUAAAAGAAGAGAACGACAAGCUAAAACAAAUUUUGGCUGAAGCAAAACGCAAGAGGAAACAAGAGAUUUUACAAAGAAAGAAUUCAACAAAGGUUCAAAAAGGGGCAGAAAAAUUAAGAGCAAUAAGAAGGCCUAUAAGUGCAACCUGGUGAAUGAGUCUCAAUGACAAGAAUUGAAAAAAAAAUUGGCAUAAAUGUUAAGAAAAUAAUAUGUUUGUAUUCCUGUCAAAUUCUACUUUUGUUGUACAAUUAGAUAUAUGGACUAUUAAAAAAUAUAGAUACAUGAAUGCUGAUAUUAUUUUGUUGCAUACAUAGUUCAUAAAUAUAAUUUCAAGCUAUAAAA
This is a messenger RNA of Cicer arietinum (chickpea), 1296 nucleotides long. Its product is annotated as ABSCISIC ACID-INSENSITIVE 5-like protein 1. Gene Ontology annotation, cellular component: nucleus. Gene Ontology annotation, molecular function: DNA-binding transcription factor activity. The record is from RefSeq and is a predicted model, not a curated record. NCBI's taxonomy places the organism in Eukaryota, Viridiplantae, Streptophyta, Magnoliopsida, Fabales, Fabaceae. Gene Ontology annotation, biological process: positive regulation of DNA-templated transcription.